Molecule: messenger RNA, 1476 nt
Organism: Amphiprion ocellaris (clown anemonefish)
Lineage: Eukaryota; Metazoa; Chordata; Actinopteri; Pomacentridae
Product: myoD family inhibitor domain-containing protein-like
Exons: 4
Coding region: 178-864 (228 amino acids)
Source: RefSeq, a predicted model, not a curated record
CAGCAACAAAACACACACAGCACAGCUCACAGUCUCCUGAGCAGUGACUCAUGUCGGCAUGUUGGGUGUUGCUGGAGGCUUCCUGACCCCUCGGAGCGGGCAGAAGCAGGGAGGCUGACGAAGGUGAUCGGGUGAAGAAAGUGUAAGAAAGAUCCUGAGCAGUCAUGCUUAUCAGACAUGAUACCAGGAGAACAUUUGUCUGUGGAUGGGAGGGAGAAACAGAGCAACCAGGCACCAGGCAAUACGUCUUUAAAAUCAGCCCAGGAAAUCCUUUCUGCGUCUGACCCUGUGAACGGAGGAAAUACCAUCCCUACUGACCUCAUCAGCACCCAGCCUCAGCCUGCUGCAGCUCCACCAGCAGCAGAGGCCUCACAGGAGGCAGCAGUGAUUAAGAAGCCUCGGGGUCACCUCCAGAAGCCCACCUGCCCACGAUGUGGCCUCGCAGUUCCAGACCACAGACUGCCUCCUCACUCCCCGAGCCUCGGCCGGCUGCAGGGCUCCAAACUGUCAGUGCACAGCGGCAGCAGCAGAAGGAGCAGGAGGAGCGGCAGCAGUGUGGCUGGAUCCCACCAAACCGCUGCUACACCUGCUGACUCGUGUUUUCACCUGCUGCUGGCGUGUCUUUCCUGUCAGUGCUCGGUGCUGCUCCUGGGUCUGCUGGAGGCCUGCUCCUCCUGCCUUUACGCCCUCUGCUCGUCCUGCUGCGACGCCUGCGCUCGCUGCUGUUCGGCCAUCCAGGAGGCGCCGGUGGAGGAGCUCAACUGCCACGCACACUGCCACUCGGUUUUGUUCGAGUCCUGCUGCGAGCCAACCGAGUGUCUCGAGUUUUGUCUGGAGUGCUGCGAGAUCUGCCAUCGCAGCUAGGACGUUCUCAAGACAAAUGUCGAGACUCAACAUACAUUAAAACUAAUGCAGAAGUACUACAGUGAUGUUGCAUGAAACCAAAAAUCACCUUGCAGACACUGUGGCCUUCAACAGAACAAACUGUCAUUCUUUGUGAUGAGUAAUACGAUAAAUGACUUUUAUUGCAACCCACAUGUGAAGGGAAUUAUUCCUUAUAUGUCAAAGUACAUUAACAAUAGUUCAACUGGAAGUAGCUAGCCAGUCUCUGUCUAAUAUUAAAGAGGAACUUCAUCAUUUGAACACACCAAGUCUGUUCACAGAUGUUGGAGAAUGGAAAAAAACUUGUAUAAAGACUUCAGAGUUAUGCAAAGUUGUGCCAGUUGAUGGAAAUGGGUGAAGCUUUGAGGUUUGAGGCAACCUUAGCCUCUACUAUCAUUACACGUUUGAGAAACUGACCAAACUGCUGAUGGGUUGAGUGGCAUCGUGGGUAAUGUAGGCUCCUUGACAAAGAGGACAAAUGUGUGAACAUACUCUAGACCAACUUCACAAAGUAUAUACUGUUUCAUGCAGUACGCAUUCAAUGGGGACAUAUUACUUCAUCAUUAUAUUGCACAUUAAACUCUGACAGUUGCA